Messenger RNA from Thamnophis elegans (Western terrestrial garter snake), 1263 nucleotides. Its product is annotated as tubulin alpha-3 chain. NCBI's taxonomy places the organism in Eukaryota, Metazoa, Chordata, Lepidosauria, Squamata, Natricidae. The transcript is spliced from 4 exons. The record is from RefSeq and is a predicted model, not a curated record. The coding region runs from base 16 to 1263 and encodes 415 amino acids. Gene Ontology annotation, biological process: mitotic cell cycle; microtubule cytoskeleton organization. Gene Ontology annotation, cellular component: cytoplasm; microtubule. Gene Ontology annotation, molecular function: structural constituent of cytoskeleton; GTP binding.
CAGCCGGAUGGUCAGAUGCCCAGUGACAAAACCAUAGGAGGUGGAGAUGAUUCCUUUAACACAUUUUUUAGUGAAACCGGUGCUGGCAAGCAUGUACCUAGAGCUGUUUUUGUGGACCUUGAGCCAACUGUUGUUGAUGAGGUGCGUACAGGUACUUACAGACAGUUAUUUCAUCCUGAGCAACUCAUUACUGGAAAAGAAGAUGCUGCUAACAAUUAUGCUAGAGGCCAUUAUACCAUAGGAAAAGAGAUUGUGGAUCUAGUGCUAGAUCGCAUUCGAAAAUUGGCUGAUCUGUGUACUGGUCUACAGGGUUUCCUUAUUUUCCAUAGUUUUGGUGGAGGUACUGGCUCUGGAUUUGCAUCUUUGCUAAUGGAAAGACUCUCAGUUGACUAUGGGAAAAAAUCCAAACUGGAAUUUGCAAUAUACCCAGCUCCACAAGUAUCUACUGCUGUGGUGGAGCCUUACAAUUCUAUCCUUACCACACAUACCACAUUGGAACAUUCUGACUGUGCAUUCAUGGUGGAUAAUGAAGCUAUUUAUGAUAUAUGUCGACGCAAUCUUGACAUUGAACGUCCUACUUACACCAACCUCAAUCGUCUCAUUGGUCAAAUUGUAUCUUCUAUCACAGCUUCACUACGUUUUGAUGGUGCUCUGAAUGUAGAUUUGACAGAAUUUCAAACAAAUCUUGUUCCUUACCCACGAAUCCAUUUCCCCCUGGCAACAUAUGCUCCUGUCAUUUCAGCUGAAAAGGCAUACCAUGAGCAGUUGUCAGUGGCUGAGAUAACUAAUGCUUGUUUUGAGCCAGCUAAUCAGAUGGUAAAAUGUGAUCCUCGCCAUGGUAAAUAUAUGGCAUGUUGCAUGCUAUACAGAGGUGAUGUAGUGCCAAAAGAUGUCAAUGCAGCUAUUGCAACAAUCAAGACAAAACGUACUAUUCAGUUUGUGGAUUGGUGUCCAACUGGAUUCAAGGUGGGCAUCAAUUAUCAGCCACCCACUGUGGUACCAGGAGGAGAUUUGGCCAAGGUGCAACGUGCUGUAUGUAUGCUGAGUAACACUACUGCAAUUGCAGAAGCUUGGGCUCGCCUUGAUCAUAAAUUUGAUUUAAUGUAUGCCAAGAGAGCCUUUGUGCAUUGGUAUGUAGGGGAAGGAAUGGAAGAAGGAGAAUUUUCUGAAGCCCGAGAGGAUCUUGCUGCACUUGAAAAAGAUUAUGAAGAAGUUGGUGUUGAUUCUGUGGAAGCUGAAGCUGAAGAAGGAGAAGAAUAUUAA